Drosophila willistoni is the source of this 2039-nucleotide messenger RNA. It is a transcript of the gene Elovl7, whose product is annotated as elongation of very long chain fatty acids protein. Gene Ontology annotation, biological process: fatty acid elongation, saturated fatty acid; fatty acid elongation, monounsaturated fatty acid; very long-chain fatty acid biosynthetic process. Lineage: Eukaryota; Metazoa; Arthropoda; Insecta; Diptera; Drosophilidae. Gene Ontology annotation, molecular function: fatty acid elongase activity. Bases 600 to 1595 code for a protein of 331 amino acids. Gene Ontology annotation, cellular component: endoplasmic reticulum membrane. The transcript is spliced from 6 exons. The record is from RefSeq and is a predicted model, not a curated record.
UUGAAUGUACAAAACGUAGAGUUCGACCCAGUCCAGUUCAGUCCCCAAUCCAGUCCGAGUCCCCAUCACAGAGCGGCGGACUUAGCAGCAUAUCCGAUUGUGAUUUAGUUAACACAUUUUUUAACAAAAACCCCACACCAAAAAAAAACAGAAAAGAAAAAAAAAAACAACAACAAAUUUUCUAAACGAAGAGAAAAACAUGGUUUAAAAACUGCCGCGCGUGUAUAAUCAAUGAAAACAUUUAGCAACAACAAUAACGAUUAAUAAUCAAAAAUUAUAGUAGGAUAUGGUUAAUCAAAUGUGUGGAAAUCUUCAAAACGAAACAAAUUGACUUGUGCCCGCAAACUAAAAUAAACCACCAAUACCACCACCACCAGCUGCACCACCACCAGCACCACCAAUAUUCACCUGCAGCUCCCUGUUCCCCGUUUUGGUCAACGAAGAUAGUGAUUAAUUCUUAAUUGUUCACCCAAUUUUUGUUUAAUAUAUAGAAAUAAAACAAAAAAAAAUCUUAAGUGAAUAUUAUUGAAUUUCUUUAGAGAAAAUCUAAAUUUCAAGUGCCUAAACAAAACGAAACAAGCAAAUAAAAAUCUUUAAAAAUGGAUUACCUCACAACAAUCUCCGAUGGCUGGCGGGAUCUGAUGGACAAUAAAUCAGAUCCGCGAACCCGUGACUACCCGCUAAUGAGCUCGCCAUUUCCAACGAUAGCCAUCAGUCUGACAUAUGCCUAUGUCGUGAAGGUACUUGGACCAAAAUUGAUGGAAAACAGAAAACCUUUUGAACUACGUAAAGUUUUGAUUGUCUACAAUGCGGCGCAGGUUGUGUUCAGUGCGUGGUUAUUCUAUGAGUCCUGCAUAGGUGGCUGGUUGAAUGGCUAUAACCUGAGAUGCGAGCCCGUUGACUAUUCCAAUUCGCCGCAAGCGAUACGUACUGCUGAGGGUUGCUGGUGGUAUUACUUCUCCAAGUUCACCGAGUUCUUUGACACAUUCUUCUUUGUGAUGCGCAAGCGUUAUGAUCAGGUGUCGACAUUGCAUGUGAUUCAUCACGGUAUUAUGCCCGUUUCGGUUUGGUGGGGCGUCAAAUUCACACCUGGCGGCCACUCGACAUUCUUUGGCUUCCUGAAUACCUUUGUACACAUCUUCAUGUAUGCGUACUAUAUGCUGGCUGCCAUGGGACCCAAAGUUCAGCGUUACUUGUGGUGGAAGAAAUAUUUGACUGUGCUGCAGAUGAUUCAGUUUGUUCUAGUCAUGGUGCAUUCAUUCCAAUUGUUCUUCAAAAACGAUUGCAACUAUCCCAUUGGUUUUGCCUACUUCAUUGGCGCCCAUGCGGUCAUGUUCUAUUUCCUCUUUUCGAAUUUCUAUAAGCGUGCCUAUGUGAAGCGUGAUGGCAAGGACAAAUCGGCUGUGAAGGCCAAUGGUCAUGCCAAUGGUUAUGCCAAGGCGCUUAAGGAUGGUGAUGUUACUCCACAGAACGGCCAGCUGAAUAAGAAUGGCUUCCAAAGAACCUUCUCAAAAUUCACAACGGAAAUGUGCAAUCCAGCGCUCAACUCAUCCACGACGCGACAACGUGUCCUUGUCAAUGCAGGCAAUAAAUGAAGUCGUCGAUGCCGCCGCCAGCCAGCCAGCCAGCCAAACAAGAAAUAAUAUCUAAAUUAAAUUACAUUUACACAAUAAAAUUACAGUAAAAUUAAAUUAAGCAUAAGCAUAGGGAGUCCAAGCGUAAUUCUAAUUGUAAGCCAAAUCACAAAAAAAAAAAACAUGAAAAUAAGCUAGAGACGGAAAAAAAAACAAAACGAAAACCAUAUUCUCAUUAAAAUCCAAUCCAUUGCAGCCGCUUCUUUUCCCCUCCCCACGCAACAGAGAGAGAUAUAUGUAUACAAAUGCUUUCUAUCAUCCAGAAUUUUCUAUUUUCUAAAUGCACAAUGAAUGCAAUAGGAAUGAAUGAAGCUCAAAUGAUCGAAAUCUAUAUCAUUGCUGUCGUCCUCAUUGUCCAGCUUAUGUGUAUAUUAUUCUAAUGUUGGAUUUUUUUGAACAAAAGAA